GACUACGAGAAGAGACUGCAAGAGAGGGAUGUGAUUGACAGCAAGAAUUACCUAGAUGCCCACAGAGCAGUUGUUGCCAACUAUCUGCAGAAGGUUCGAGAAUCAGUAAUAAACCGUUUCCUCAUAGCAAAACACAAUUUCAUUCUCUCUGACCUUGUUAAUGAGGAGGAGAUUCCCAGCCUGGGUUCUGAGGGUCCAGGUAUUUUGGGACUCAGCCUCUUUAAACUGGCAGAGCCAAAACGGCCAUUAAGGCCAAGAAGAAAAGAAAGGAAGAAGGUCACGGCACAGAAUUUAUCAGAUGGAGACGUCAAACUGUUAGUGAACAUCGUUAGAGCUUAUGAUAUUCCAGUGAGAAAACCAGUGAUGAGCAAAUUUCAACAACCAGCCAAAUCUUCAAGGUCCUUUAAUGAGAUGUUUGCAGCCUCUGCGUCAGCUCAGAGCCCAGCUGAUAGCGCAGAUUGGGCGUUCAACCAGGUUUUAGUCCGUCCUUUUGUAGAAGUUUCUUUUCAGCUAACAGUGUGCCGGACAACAACAGCAGAGGGUCCAAACCCCAACUGGAAUGAGGAACUUGAGCUUCCAUUUAGAGCUCCUAAUGGUGACUACAGCACCCAUAGUUUGCAGUCAGUGAAGGAUGAAGUCUUCAUUAACGUUUUUGAUGAAGUACUUCAUGAUGCUGUAGAGGAUGAUCGUGAAAGAGGCAGUGGAAUCCACACACACAUUGAGAGACGCUGGCUGGGAUGUGUUAAAAUUCCAUUUACUACCAUAUAUUUUCAAGCGAGGAUUGAUGGUACAUUUAAGGUGGAUAUUCCUCCAGUCCUCCUUGGCUACAGCAAAGACAAGACCCUGGGAAUCGAGAGAGGCUACGAUUCUGUGCAAAAUCUGAGUGAGGGCUCAUAUAUAACACUGUUCAUUACCAUUGAACCACAGCUCAUUCCUGGAGAGUCAGUCAGAGAGAAGAUGAAUGAAAUGCUUAAGAAGUUUGACACCCAAGAAGAUGAGAAAUUGCUCCAGGCAGCAGCAAAGUAUGAAGCCGAAUGUACAUCAGCGUUUCCAAGCCGCCAAUGCCUAACAACUGUGAUUGACCUCAGUGGGAAAACAGUUUUUAUUACCAAAUAUAUCAAACCUCUGAAUCCACCAGAGGAGCUUCUUGAUGCCGUCCCAGACAGUUCUCAAUCAGCAGCAGAGUUGGUGGCUCGAUAUGUUUCUUUGAUUCCUUUUUUGCCGGAUAGUGUGUCAUUUGCUGGAAUUUGUGAUUUAUGGAGUACGUCAGAUCAAUUUCUGUACCUCCUGGCGGGAGAUGAGGAAGAACACGCCGUGCUCUUGUGUAAUUAUUUCCUUGGUAUGGGGAAAAAAGCCUGGCUUAUCAUUGGAAACGCUAUUCCUGAGGGACCAACUGCAUACGUAUUAACUUUGGAACGAAGUCAGUAUGUGAUUUGGAACCCCAGUACUGGAUGUUUUUAUGGGCAGUAUGAUACUUUCUGCCCCUUACAAAACGUGUACUGUCUGAUCAGCUGUGAUAAUGUUUGGUUUAAUGUGCAAGAACAUGAUUCUCCAGCAAGGAUAAGUUUUGAUGUCAGCAAACCAAAACGUUGGAGGCCCUUCUUUUCCAGAAGCUUCCCUUACCCUGGCCUCAACAGUGUUCAGCCUGAAGAAUUAGUUUACCAGUGUUCGGACAAGGCUGCUGCUGUGGAACUACAGGGCAGGAUUGAAAAAAUACUAAAAGAGAAGAUCAUGGAGUGGAGACCAAGGCACCUCACUCGCUGGAACAGAUACUGUACCUCUACCCUGCGGAGCUUUUUGCCACUGCUGGAACAAAACCAAGGCAAAGAUGUAGAAGGCGAUCAUCAGGCUGAGCUGCAGAAACAGCUAGGGGAUUACAGGGUCUCUGGAUUUCCUAUUCACAGGCCAUUCUCUGAAGUCAGACCUUUAAUAGAAGCUGUACACAGCACCGGCGUUCACACCAUUGACAUUUCCAACGUUGAAUUUGCACUAGCUGUGUAUGUUCACGCCUAUCCCCAAAAUGUUCUCUCUGUAUGGAUUUAUGUGGCUUCACUUGUUCGAAGUAAGUAG
Messenger RNA from Nestor notabilis (Kea), 2070 nucleotides. Its product is annotated as coiled-coil and C2 domain-containing protein 2A-like. The transcript has 18 exons. NCBI's taxonomy places the organism in Eukaryota, Metazoa, Chordata, Aves, Psittaciformes, Psittacidae. Gene Ontology annotation, biological process: non-motile cilium assembly; protein localization to ciliary transition zone. The annotation marks the transcript as partial. Gene Ontology annotation, cellular component: ciliary transition zone. The record is from RefSeq and is a predicted model, not a curated record.